GUUCCCCGUUCUCCGCCCUGGCCUCUCGGACCCCCCGCCGCAGACCGUUCUUCGGCCUCCUCGCGCGGGGCCAUCGCCGCCGAUCCAACACCCUCGACAACCCCACUCGCCCCUUCGGCCUCAGCUUCGGCCUCGGAGGAGGAGAGAGAGGCGCAGCGGGAGCCCACGCAGCAGCACCAGCACCAGCAGCGGCACCAGCAGCACCACCCGGAUCAUCUCCAGCAACAGGAGCAGGAGCAGCCUCAGCCCUCGCGCGCGCGCCUCACACCCAAAGUCACGCCCAGACGCAGACGGCCACCAAGCCUGGGACGAAUCACUCUCCGGCGGACACGGGCACGGGCACAGCGCACGACCACGAGCCCCAGCCUGCGAGCAGCCCCUCUCCCGCCUCUCCGUCGCUGCCCGCCCCCAUGACGACCGCCCACGCCCCGCACACGAACCCCCAGGCGCAGACACAGGAGCCCGCGGCGCUGGCGAUGACGAAGGCGGGCCUCAAGUCGUGGUGGAACAGCUUUACGUUCGCGCAGCGGGCGAAGAAGGAGGCGGAGGAGAAGAAGGCGGCCGGGGGCGCGGAGCCGCAGAACGUCGUGUUCGGGAAACCGCUCAAGGAGAGCCUCAAGUACGCGAGCGUGCAGAUCUCGACCGCGAAUGCGAACGGGGAGCUGUAUGUGUGGGGGUACAUACCCGUCGUGGUUGCGAAAUGUGGGUUGUAUCUCAAGGAGAAUGCGACGGAAGUGGAGGGUACUUUUCGUGUAAGUGGGUCAAAUAAACGGAUGAAGGAGUUGCAGGCCGCUUUCGAGACUCCUCCACGGUAUGGGAAGGACCUGGAAUGGACAAAGGAGCAAUUCACCACACACGACGUUGCAAGUGUGUUCCGACGAUACCUCACUCAGAUGCCCGAACCUGUGAUACCCCACGACAUGUACCAUCUAUUCCGUGAUGCUCUCGCGAAGAAACCUCGCAACGAGGACGAAGUCAUCGCAACAUACAAGCGGCUGAUACGCUCAAUGCCCCGCGCGAACCAGUAUCUGCUCCUCUACGUGCUGGACCUUCUGUCCGUGUUCGCGAGGAAAUCGGAUAAGAACCUGAUGACGGCCAAGAAUCUAGCGGUGAUCUUCCGGCCGGCCCUUAUCGCGCACCCGAGCCACGAGAUGUCGCCGCAGGAGCACCAGCUCAGCCAGGACGUGUUGGAGUUCCUGAUCAAGCACCAGGACUGGUUCAUGCUCGACAUCCCACCACCGCCAACAACAAAACCGUCGGACAGCGCGGUGACGGUGCCGAUGAAGGAACCCGUCGCGGACAUCCUUGCAAGCUCAGAUGAAGAAUCGGGCGGCUGGAAGCUGAUCAGCAGGGACGCAGUACCGAAGAAGAUUGGGCGGCGGAGAACGACGACAGAGCGCUCGGGAGAGAAAUCGCCAGCAGAAACGGGGCAGCUGUCGCCCGUGGUCGAGGCGCCGCCGUCGCGGUCGAACUCCGUGGUCACGGUGACCCGGUCGCGGACGCUGCCCUCGUCGAAGUCGGGGCGACUACCGGAGGAGGAGCGGCACGCGAAGCUGGUCAAGAAGCAGAAGCGCGCGUCGGUGCAGCCAGGGCGGACGGCCAGCGGGGGCGCGAACGCCGGGUGACGGCGCGCGUGCAGCGUCUUACGCCAUGCACGCCGUCGCUCCUGCCUCGCCUCGCGCUUCGUGUCUUCGUCUGGGCUCGCUCGUCUCCGCUGAUCGCUCGUCUUGGUCUCGGUCUUCGUUUUCGUCUCCGUCUCCGUCCUCAUCGUCACUACACUCGCUAUACCACCGUACAUGUACUACCCCCCACGUUUUCUUUGCUGCUACCUCCAGGUCACGCUUCGUGCAUUCGUCAGAUUUACAUAGGUGGCGGCAGACGGCCUCUGCUCACGAUUGUGUUAUGAUAUAUGUUGUUGUUGCGAUAGCUGUCUACUCCAUCGGCCUCUCAUACGGCCGCCCCGUCUCUCCAGCCGCGUUUUGAUCAGCUUGAGCCUCAGGCUCUUUCCUACCCUGCGUACGUACGUACAAACCCGCGACCCCGUCUGCCUCCCCCACGCGUCGCCGACUGUCCUUCCGCCUCCGUCUGGCUGCAUUCGUCUCCCUCUCUCUCCAUCGCCCAUGCGCUCCUC
Molecule: messenger RNA, 2131 nt
Organism: Dichomitus squalens LYAD-421 SS1
Lineage: Eukaryota; Fungi; Basidiomycota; Agaricomycetes; Polyporales; Polyporaceae
Product: Rho GTPase activation protein
Exons: 9
Coding region: 411-1625 (404 amino acids)
Biological process (GO): regulation of fungal-type cell wall organization; signal transduction; activation of GTPase activity
Cellular component (GO): cell cortex
Molecular function (GO): GTPase activator activity
Source: RefSeq, a predicted model, not a curated record